Molecule: messenger RNA, 2131 nt
Organism: Bolinopsis microptera
Lineage: Eukaryota; Metazoa; Ctenophora; Tentaculata; Lobata; Bolinopsidae
Exons: 1
Coding region: 111-1694 (527 amino acids)
Biological process (GO): collagen catabolic process; extracellular matrix organization; proteolysis
Cellular component (GO): extracellular matrix
Molecular function (GO): zinc ion binding; metalloendopeptidase activity
Source: RefSeq, a predicted model, not a curated record
UCGUCCAAAUAAAGUAUAAAGGCGGUCCCUGAUAACCCUUCGUUAUAUUCAUCUCGCAAAUUCGAUUUGUUGUACGGAGGUUUGUGUUGUUGAUUUGUUGCGCUAGGAACAUGUUUCUGUGCUUUGCAGCCCUGCUCCUUUUCGACACAUCUUCGGCUUAUGUUUAUCAUGACAAGGCUGGGGGUAUUUGGAGAGGACCCCCAGGUAUUUGGACUGGCGUUAAAGAGACCCUCUCCAGUUCUUCUAGUUAUGGCCUGCUACCGAUAACAACUGCUCCUGACCCAGAGGAGGGUGAGAUUGAAGACAACGGCGUGUUUUCCAGAAAGAGUUACGAACCCGUAAGAGAUGGCUCAAAUAUUGACCGUCAGGAGACAGAAGAUAAGUUUGACGGUUCACAAAACAAGGUGAUCACUCAGUUUGAUUACGGCGACUUCAUCACUGGUCCCACCCAGUCCCUUUUAUCUCCUGAGCCUCCUGGUCAGAUAGAGGAAAUUGUCAGUAGUAUCGACAGCGAAAACGCAGGUCAGCUUGACUUAGUGGAUUGUUUGGCUCGGGAGAGGAAGUUUGAAGAUUCCGACUCAACGUUUGAGCUGGAGGUGAAGAGACGCAUCUUCAAACUGACAGCUAGGUACCAGCGGCUGCGAUCUCACAAACCGUUAGUCAAACACCAACUGAGAAACAAACUGUCCAUUUUGAGGAGGAUUCUGGGGAAUAUUGGGCAGGAUCCUGGUGAUUUAAACGUUGAGGAAGGAGAUCUUGAUACUAAGCGACCUAUCUCACUUAGAUUUAUCAAAGCUCUGAACAAUGUGGCUGGAGAAACGAGCACAGUACUGGGAUACCUGCUGGCCUUCGGGUACCUUCAAAAAGCCAUGAAACUUUCAGAGAGUAGACUGCAGGAUUUGGACAAGUGGGAUGAAUUUGCUACACCCUGUGAGAUAGAGAAGGCUAUUGGGGAGUUUCAGAAAUUUAACGGUUUAGCGGUGACCAAUAAACUUGAUUAUUCGACGAUCAAGAAGUUGAAAAAAGAUAGGUGUGGUAUGCGUGAUAUACCGUCCAGUAAAAAGAAAAGGAAAAAGAAAUUUGGUCGGAAUAGGAAGAUCAAGAAUGUCCGCUCUAAACGAUAUGUGUUGAGAAAACGCGCGUGGAAAACAGGAACACCAAAAAAAGAGCUAACAUACCAUGUGAAGAACUGUACGAACACCAUGCCUCUUAACGUAUGCAAGAGGGAAAUCGAAGAAGGCAUUAAAAGAUGGACGGAAGUAGCUCCAAUAUUCUUCAGGGAGGUAGGAGCGGCUGAAGCAGAGUCAGCGGAUUUCACAAUCUUUUUUGUGAGUGGAGAGCACCCUAAGAAGAACAUAAGCUCACCAAAGAACGAUGACCCAUUUGACGGCCCUGGCGGGGUGGUCGGACACGCUUACUUUCCUCGGGGUGGUCACAUCCACUUUGAUAACGACGAGACCUACUCCUGGAACUCGGACCGAGGGAUCAACCUCAGGUUCUUUGUUGUUCAUGAGUUUGGACAUGCUCUGGGGCUCGAGCACUCGGAUGUUGCGGACACUGUCAUGAUUCCGGUGUACGAUGCGGAGACUAAAGGCUGGUCAGGGUCGGACAGGUUGUUUGAGGACGAUAUUUUGGGGAUAAGGAAGAAGUAUGGGGAAGGUAAAGGGAGUGUGAAGACUUUGAAAGCUGGUUGAUCACUUUGGAGAUUGAUUGACUGAACAAGUUCAAAAACUGAUCUUUGAAGACUGGCGGAGAAGUUUGAACUAUUAGUAAGAUGGUCGGUGAUUUAAUUUUAGGGUCUUUGGGGCUAGAAACUUCUAUUUCCUGCUUAAAUUGUCACUACCGGUCAUAUUUUAAACAUUUAUUAUUCAUGCAAUACAAUUGAUACAAUACUUUAACACAGACUUGUUUAAGAGACUUGUUCUUAAGAAUAUAUCCUAAUAACUGAUUAAAUAUUGAUUACAGUGGCUAAACUCUAAAGCAUAAUUUUCACUUUCCGAGUUAAAAUAUUUUCAAUGUUGAGAAUUAGAAUCAUCAGCCGUAUGUGAUGAUGAUAAUAGACUGUGAAUAUUUUGUGAUAAUGUAGGGAUAGUUGGAAAAGUGAUAAUAUGUAAAGAUAACAAGAGUCGCU